AUGAAUUAUAUUGCAAAGUAUGCGGCAAAAGCAGAAAAGAGUUCAGAAAGUUAUCAUCAAAUGUUAAUGCGACUUGCAAAUAUAGAAAAUCCUGAGGAAGCAGCAUCAAGGGCAUAUAGGAGACUUCUAAUAGAAACACUCAUUGAGAGGGACAUUGGAGCACAAGAAACAUGUCAUAUGUUACUAGAGUUACCAUUGGUAGAAAGUAGUAGAGUUUUUGUUACUUUAAAUGUUUCAAAAGAGGUGUUCAAGCCAGUAAUAACAAAUGAAGAAAAUGAUGAUGAACGUCACCUAAAACAUUUCAUUGAAGGAUACAUGGAUAGACCAUAUGCAAUGGAAAGUGUCACACUUAUAGAUGCAGCUAGAUCAUGGACUUAUAAUUCCAAGAGAAAAAGAGAUAACAAAUGGGAAGCAAGGACUAUAGCAGCUAUUGUGAGGGUGUUUCCAAGAUUUACCACUAUACCUACACGUCAAUCAGAAAAAUGGGCUGAUUUUUGUUGGUCAAAGUUAUUGUUGUACAAGCCAUUUCGUAAUAUCCAAAGAGAUAUUGGACUUGAUGAUAACAUAGUUAUAUCAAAUUGGGAGUCACUCAACUAUAAUCCAUGGCAUUUGGAAUGA
Molecule: messenger RNA, 618 nt
Organism: Cryptomeria japonica (Japanese cedar)
Lineage: Eukaryota; Viridiplantae; Streptophyta; Pinopsida; Cupressales; Cupressaceae
Exons: 1
Coding region: 1-618 (205 amino acids)
Source: RefSeq, a predicted model, not a curated record